Molecule: messenger RNA, 282 nt
Organism: Rotaria sp. Silwood1
Lineage: Eukaryota; Metazoa; Rotifera; Eurotatoria; Philodinida; Philodinidae
Source: the annotation of a GenBank genome assembly
AUGGAUUUAGCUGCUGGAACUGGUUUAGUUUCGAAAUUAUUAAUUGAAUAUUUUAAUAUAUCACCAUUAUCAUUAUAUCUUGUUGAAUCAGCUGAAAGAAUGUACAGUCUUUUAACAAAUGAUUUACCUCGAGAUUAUUUUAAUUUUAUCCUUUGUAAUGCAUCAAUGCAUUUAAUGUCUGAAGAUAAUAUGUAUCCAGUUAUAUCAAAAUUACUUAAACCUAAAACAGGUUAUUUUAUUUAUACAAUAUGGUAUCAUUCAUUUGAUGAAACUGAACAUUAA